Molecule: messenger RNA, 2087 nt
Organism: Bactrocera oleae (olive fruit fly)
Lineage: Eukaryota; Metazoa; Arthropoda; Insecta; Diptera; Tephritidae
Product: alpha-tocopherol transfer protein-like
Cellular component (GO): membrane
Molecular function (GO): phosphatidylinositol bisphosphate binding
Source: RefSeq, a predicted model, not a curated record
ACCAACUAAAAGCUCCCAACCUGAGCGUAGUUUGAGUAACAAGUUGAGCUUAAUUGCUCGUGUGUUGUGCGCUCAACAACUUCAAGCGAUGGUGGCAAACUGCCAGAAGGAGCACAGACGCAACACAAAAAGCAAUAACGCGGAACAUUCCGCCCCACAUGAAGCUGUGCCGCCACACUCUUUAGUACGCACCUUUCCACCAUUAUAUUUGAGUUUUCUCACCAAGUGAGUAAAUACUAGUUACUCGCGUACAACAGACGCGAAGACAACAAAUCGCACAAUCAAUGGACGCAAAGCGAUUAAACCGCUUGAGAUUAGUGGCAAACUAAAUAAAAUACCUGUUGAAAUUAAAAAACUAAUAAUAAAGUUAUCGCUUGUGACGGCGAUUAAAGCAUUUUAAGUCGACAACAGAUAGUGUUUGGCGGUCAGUGUUAAUUGGCAAAGACGACGGUACACAAGCAAUUACAAGCGGAAUUGUGCAAAGUAAGUGAGAAAACUCAAAAAGAGAAGAGUUUCGAUUUACAAAGUACAAAUUUUCAUGACUACCUGUAUACACAAAAUCGACGUAAUAAAGUUUAGUGUGAAAAAAGAAGUGAGAAAAAGUGAAGAGUUUAACGACGAGAAAGCAUUUUUGAGCAGAAAAAAAGUUGGUUUUUGAGCUGGGUGAAGGUGGCGCAAAGACAGAAGAGCAAUAGCAAACAAUUAAAAUCAAUUAACGUUACUUGAUUCGACUACCAUAAACGGAACAAAUUUGCUCGCAAAAUGGUCAAGGCCGAGAGCAUACAGUAUGACGAUAAUCAAGUGCCUUAUAUCGAUUUGGGUACAGCGACUAUACGUAUGGAGAAAGAAGAAGCACCAGAAUGGGCUUUGGAGAAGGCGCGUCAAGAAUUACGCGAGUUGCCGGAAAUAAUGGAACCAGCUAUCAAAAAGCUACGCGAGUUAAUUGAAGAGGAAAAGCACUUGAAGCUGCCUUUGGAUGACGAAUACAUGAAAAUGUUCCUGCGUCCAUGCCAUUACUAUCCAGAAUCGGCGAUAAAAAGACUCAAAAACUUCUAUCACAUGAAAUCGAAAUAUGGCGCCCCCUGUGAGAAUAUCGUGCCUAGUAAGUUGCGUAAUGUUUUUGAAGAGGACAUAUUAGCGCUAUUUCCAAACAGAGAUCAACAUGGACGUCGAAUUCUCGCUAUUGAAGCAGGAAAGAAAUGGAAACCCUCUCGUGCCCCACUGGUCGAUCUCUUCCGCACCAUACAACUGACAGUCUUGGGCUCCAUGGCUGAACCACUUUCACAAAUCUGUGGCGCUAUAGUAAUUAUCGAUAUGGAGGGCCUACCCAUGAGUCAUGUUAUGCAAUUUACACCAUCCUUUGCCGCCAUGUUGCUGGAUUAUGUGCAAGAAUGCAUUUGUAUGCGUCUCAAGGCGGUGCAUAUUGUAAAUAAUUCUUAUAUAUUCAAUAUGUUGUUCGCUAUCUUCAAACCGUUCAUACGCGAGAAGCUGAGGAAGCGGAUUUUCUUCCACGGUAGGGACUGGAAGUCACUGACGUCGCAUGUCGAUAAGAAUGCGCUGCCUGUGAAAUACGGCGGCACUGGCACUUGGGAACUGCCAUCCGGCAAGCUAUUGGGCGAUUUCUUCGAAUGCUACUCAGCUGAUUACGAAUUGGCGGACACUUAUGGAUUUACGGAGGAUUAUAAAAAGAAGAAAUAGUGCAAUAUAGUGUUGCAAUAUUGCACAAUUUUGUAUAAUCAAAAUUUAUUUAAAGAUUUUUGGUAUUAUAGUUUUUUGAUAAAAAAUAAUUUCAUUUACUUAGCACCUAUAGUUAUUUGUAUUUAUAAUAUGUGAAUUAUUAGUUCUUUUUUAUUGCUAUUGUGAUAUUGCAGAACUCUCUAAGUAAAACUAUGUAUUUAAAAGUUAAAAAAUGGUUAUAAUUAUUGGUAUUGUGUGUGCAUAUUUUUUAUAAAAAAUUUCAAAAAUAUCAAUGCUUGCCUUUAUGCACCAUGGUACCAUAACAUAAACAUCAGAAACAAAGAAACAUGUAAAUGUGCAGUCUAGUUAAUAGUUAAUAAGAUUUGUGGUGAUGUUGAAAUAUCAAAAAA